Peromyscus maniculatus bairdii (prairie deer mouse) is the source of this 1315-nucleotide messenger RNA. RefSeq names its product charged multivesicular body protein 3 (gene Chmp3). The record is from RefSeq and is a predicted model, not a curated record. NCBI's taxonomy places the organism in Eukaryota, Metazoa, Chordata, Mammalia, Rodentia, Cricetidae. Gene Ontology annotation, biological process: vacuolar transport.
GGAACAGAGACAGAUAUCGCGUUCUUAGCAAUUACAUUUAUCAUUUAAAAUAACGAAGAUGUUAUAUAAGUAAUGCACAUCAGGCAUAAAUUUAAAUAGUCAUGAUACUGUUUUCUUUAGACUAUCUCAGUUAAUGGAUGACAAAGCUAAGUCCACACCCUAGUAAUUUGUAUGCUCAAGAAGAGUAUACUCAAUUUACAAAUUCUGCAAAGUAGGCAGCUACAUAAUGUUCUAAAGUGAAACUGAGUGCUCAAUCUAAUUUAAGCUCCACCAAUUCAAUUUGAUACCACUGAGGAAAAUGUAACAGGUCAAUGAAUGGUCAUUGAAGAUCAGGAAGGAAAUGAGAGUUGUUGACAGGCAAAUAAGAGAUAUCCAAAGAGAAGAAGAGAAAGUAAAACGGUCUGUGAAAGAUGCAGCCAAGAAGGGCCAAAAGGAUGUCUGUGUGGUUCUGGCCAAGGAGAUGAUCAGGUCAAGGAAGGCUGUGAGCAAGCUCUAUGCAUCCAAAGCACACAUGAACUCGGUGCUCAUGGGGAUGAAGAACCAGCUUGCGGUCCUAAGAGUAGCUGGUUCCCUGCAAAAGAGCACAGAAGUGAUGAAGGCCAUGCAGAGUCUUGUGAAGAUCCCAGAAAUCCAGGCCACCAUGCGGGAGCUGUCCAAAGAGAUGAUGAAGGCUGGAAUCAUAGAGGAAAUGUUAGAGGACACAUUUGAAAGCAUGGAUGACCAGGAAGAAAUGGAAGAAGCAGCAGAAAUGGAGAUCGACAGAAUCCUCUUUGAAAUCACAGCAGGAGCUCUGGGCAAAGCACCCAGUAAAGUAACCGACGCCCUUCCUGAGCCUGAACCUAUCGGAGCGAUGGCUGCCUCAGAAGAGGGAGAGGAUGAGGAGGAUGAAGAGGACCUGGAGGCCAUGCAGUCCCGGCUGGCCACACUCCGAAGCUAGGGCCACCCAGUUGUGGCCUCAGCUCUGUGGUGCCCUCGUCUAGGUGUGGGCACAGCCUCUGGGGAGUCCUCGUUUCCUGUAUCUCUUGCACUACACCUCUGUUGUGAAGCAUUGCAUUUUGGAGAGGGUUCUUUGCUAGUAUAUCUUCACUGUUUGCAGAGGUCUUAAGGACUGUUUUUAUGAAGGUGGUGUAAUCAAAUGCAUUAUUUUCAAGAUCAUAAAUAGCAGAAGUAUCUUUCUUGGGGGAGGGCAAAGAAACCCAUUUUCUCAUGAAGCAGUUCCUAGAAGAGUCAAUUGAAUGUUGAGGACUCUCUACUGGUGUGUAUGUGUAAAAUACUACGUAAAUGGAUGUCAAUAAACUUCUACUUUAGCUCUUGG